This is a messenger RNA of Leptosomus discolor (cuckoo roller), 5182 nucleotides long. It is a transcript of the gene RUSC2, whose product is annotated as RUN and SH3 domain containing 2. NCBI's taxonomy places the organism in Eukaryota, Metazoa, Chordata, Aves, Leptosomiformes, Leptosomidae. Gene Ontology annotation, cellular component: cytoplasmic vesicle. Gene Ontology annotation, molecular function: protein binding. The record is from RefSeq and is a predicted model, not a curated record.
AUGGAUAGUCCACCUAAACUGACUGGUGAGACGCUGAUUGUCCAUCACAUUCCCCUGGUGCAUUGCCAGGUCCCUGAUAGGCAGUGCUGCUCCGUGAGCAAAAGGACCAACCCCUUCUGCCAGCCAGAGCUCAGCAUUACACGGACAUCUGCCCUUCCAGACAGAGACCUUUCACAGACCGACUCCUUGGUGUACAGCAGCUUUCUCCAGACCUCCGAAACCUCAGCAGAGGCUUCAGACAGCAAAGAAGGCAAAGCAAGGGAAUUGAUUGUCCCUAGUGUCAGUAAGCGACACAACCCUUUCUUGCUGAGUGAGGGUGAAGACCUCAGCAUCUUUGGGGAUGACUUGGGUCAAAAAUCUUUCCACCUUCACAACUCACUCGUGGCUGGCAAACCCCCCUUUCAUCUGCAUGAGCUGGCCUUGCCCCCUUUCCACCUCCACGACUCCAACCACAUUGUGAAAUCCUGGAACAUGGCCAGCCGAUCUGGUGUGGUAGAUGGACAAGAGGACAAAAUCAGCAGUGAUGAUGUUCAGAAGAGGAACAAUGCGAAUAGGUGCCACCAGGCCUCAGAACGCAUGGAGCUGGAUGAAUGCAGUUGCCAUCAUGGGAGCUCCUCCAGCUUCUCCUUCGAUGGUGGUGACCAGGAGUGGAACCAGAACACAGGUGAAUCAUUGAGGAAUCAAGAUGCCCUGCACAGCCGAACAUGCAGCUGUUCCAGCUCGGAGCUCCAGCACUGUCGCUGCUACAGUUCAUCAAGUCAGUCUGAAGUAAUUGACCAACAGAUGGGCUACAUCAGUGACUCCUCCUGCAACAGCUCUGAUGGGGUGCUGGUGAACUUCAGUGCUCUCUACAACAAAAUGAAUAGUCAUUCUCGAUCUAACCUGAAUUCAGCCAACCUGUCCUGUGACUCUUCCUUCUGCAGCCACUCAGACACAGGAGCUUUUUACCUGGAUUUGCAUUCAUCACCCACAGAAUCCAAGAUGUCUUGUGAGUCGCAUCACCCAGAGAGUUCAGGGAAGGUUUGUGGGUGUCAGCACUCCUCCUCACCUGUCCUUGAUGCCAACUGCAACUCUUACCACCUCCACUGUGAGCCUUGCACUUCAGAGAGCUCAGACCUCACUGCCUGCUUCCAGAGCCAAGCACGGCUUGUUGUGGCUACUCAGAAUUAUUAUAAGUUAGUCACAUGUGACUUGUCUUCCCAGUCAUCCCCCAGCCCGGCAGGAUCUUCCAUAACUAGCUGCUCGGAAGACCAUACCAAAGGUAGCCCAGCCCAGCCCACUGAAUACUAUCUGUUUAGAAGGCCUGACCUGAGACAAGAAGAAAGCAAUGCGGAGUGCAGUGAAGAGGAGGCAAAGGGGGAAUCCACCCAGAACAUGAUUGAGGGUCAGGUCUAUGUGAAUGUGUCACCACCUAACCUCAACACAAGCCGGCAGCGCUCCAGAAGCUAUGAUCAGAACCUGGACAGGAGCCCCAGUAGCAGGCUGGGCUCCUUGGAGCGCAUGGUGAGCUGUCCAGUCAAGCUGAGCGAAAGUCCAGCAAUACCCAUCCAGAGUUCUCCCCCAAAGCGAGUGACAUCUUUUGCUGAACUGGCUAAAGGCCGUAAAAAGAAUGGCACCUCCCCACCACUCCGGUCCAGUGGCGAUUCCUCCUUGGAGUUCUCCCCUAUCCCUGAGACACAGCGGGAUUGCCCAGCCUUCCUUGAAGAAAGAGCUCGCCGCAGCCAGAGUCUUCCACCCAUGCCCUUUGUCCAUGGCCUGAACCGGAGCUGUGAGGGCUUCUGUUUGAAUCAUACUUUUGGGGACAGCCAGGCUUUGUGUUCUGCCAAAGACUCGGUCUCCAGCGAGAAGGUCCCCAGUGGGCAUGGGGCAGGUGAGCAAGCCUCUCUCUCCCUGCUGACGGAGGCAGAUGCCAGCUUCUCAGGUGGCUCUGCCAGUGGCCACGGACAAAGAGAUGUUAGAGCCCGAGCAGACGGUGGUGGCACAGACAGCAAGCCUGUGGUACGCUACAGCAAGGACCAGCGUCCCACGACUCUGCCCAUCCAGCCCUUUGUUUUCCAGCACCAUUUCAGCAAGCCACCCAAGGCCCGUGCCCUGCACAGCCAUUUUGCCUCCAGCCUUUCCCAACUCUACAGCUUGUCCAGCAACCGGCCUGCCAGCCAGCAGAUCUCCUCCAACUCCCAAUCUUCUGCCUCGGCCACCUUGGCAGAGCAGGCGGCAGUGGCGGGGGGUCAAGCCCACAGCACGCUCCUGACCCAGCGCUCAGUGGACGGAGCUGCCUCCCGCAAUGAUGGCUGCAUUAAGAAGCCUGCCCCUGAGACAACCCGGCCAUCCCCCCUGGGGAGCUACUCUCCAGUGCGAUGCAACGUGCCUUUCUUUCAAAGCAUGGACUCCUCUUCCUCACCUACUGCGGAGAGACCUGGAGAGAGCCAGCCCCCCAGGAGCAGGUCCUGCCCCAUCUCUGCCAACCUGCUUCCCACGAGGUCUUCCCCUGCUGUCAGUGCCAUGCAGCCCUCCCAAGCCACCAAACCUGAUGCCCUGAGGCAAAAGGAGAACCCCAAGCCCGUUCCCAAGAAGGAGGCACCACUGGAGCCAAGCCCACAGCUCUCCGAGUACCGACUCCACAGUGGGUCCCUCCCGCCCCUCUCGGUGGGUGGUGUGCCUGUGAGCAGAGUAGGAGGUCACACAGAUCCCCACUGGAGAAGUGGCAGUGAGACCAGCAGCUCUGGUCCCCUGAGCAGCAUGGGGAUACGGUCCCUCAAUGCAAACCACCUCUCUCCCCAAGCGCUGAAGUGGCGGGAGUACAGGCGGAGGAACCCCCUGGGUCUGGACCGCAUUUCGGGGCUGCCUGGCUUAGCAGGCAGCCUAGACAGGAAGCAGCAAGAGCCUCGGCUGAACCGAGGGAACCACAUCUUUGAGCUCCCUGGCACUCUCAACACCAGCCAUUUCAACUGCAAGCUGAACGGACACUCUAUGAGGCAACUCCAACUUACCUACACUGACUUCUUCCCUGACUACUUCUCACUAGCAGAGAAACCCCCUGCUGAGUUCUGCCUCUCCCCAGAUGGCAGCACAGAGUCCAUCUCCAUUGACUUGCUGCAGAAGAAAGGUCUGGUGAAGGCAAUCAACACUGCUGUUGACCUGAUUGUGGCUCACUUUGGAACCAGCAGGGAUCCAGGGGUGAAGGCCAAACUUGGGAACAGCUCUGUGAGCCCCAAUGUGGGACAUCUCAUCCUGAAAUACCUGUGCCCUGCUGUCCGGGACAUUCUGAGUGAUGGGCUCAAGGCUUACGUCCUGGAUAUGAUCAUUGGCCAAAGGAGGAACAUCCCCUGGAGCGUGGUGGAGGCAUCCACUCAGCUAGGACCCUCUACCAAGUUACUGCACAGCCUCUAUAGCAAGAUCAGCCAGUACACAGAGCUCACCAACCACACCAUGAGGUUCAACGCAUUCAUCUUUGGCCUUCUCAAUAUCCGGUCCUUGGAGUUCUGGUUCAACCACCUCUACAACCAUGAAGAUAUCAUCCUGGCACACUACCAGCCAGUGGGCUUCUUGUGCCUGUCUCACAGUGUGUGCCAGCCUCUUUUCGAGGAGCUCCUGCUCCUGCUGCAGCCUCUCUCGCUCCUGCCCUUCAACCUAGACCUCCUUUUCGAGCACCACCUGAUGCAGAUGGGCAAAGAGCAGCAGCAGCAAAAGGAGCUGCUGCGUGUGAAGCAGGACCUGCUGCUUUCCGCACACUCCACCCUGCAGCUGAUGCGGACACGGGGCAGCAGUGAGGAUCCCGACGGCUGCAGCACCGCCCCUGAAGCAUGCAAAGUGGGUGCCAGAGAUGAUGACAUCUCACCAGGCCACAGCCCCCAGCAAGCUGCAAGUGAGAGGGUCAAGGGGGUGGGGGCCUCCUGCGGAGAUGGCGAAGAGCGGAGGAAGAUACGAGAGAGCACAUGGGAGGGGAAGAAGGACAAGCAGGCGGGAUGGUGGUACCAGCUCAUGCAGAGCUCUCAGAUUUACAUUGAGGGCUCUGCUGAAGGCUCAAAGUUCAUCCGCUAUGAGAAAAAGAAGGCUUUGAAUGCUGUGUCCAGGUCGGUGGAGACACGCAAGCCACCACCCCCCCGCGAAGGGGUGGUGGAGGGUGCAGAGGCUUGCCCCAUUGCUGAGGGCACCUUGGAGGAGAGGCCCAAGGAUGCCAGCAAGCCAAGUCCUGUAGCUGUGGAAGAGCCCUUGGAAAAGCCCCAGCAGGUACUGGUCAGCGAAGAGGUGAAGGAACGGAGCUGGCCCUUCUGGAUGGGCAGCCCCCCAGACUCGGUGCUUACAGAGCUGAAGCGCAGCAAGGAGAAGGAGAUGGGGACUCAGCAAAAAGUGGGAGCAGCAGCAGCAGCCCCCCAAGAGGAUAGCAGCACCAGUGCAUCAGAGGGCAGCCAGCCCAUCAAGUGGGGAUACUUAUUUGGGUCCAGGAAGGUGCAAAAAGAGCCCAGGCAGCCUAACAGGUUGCCCUCCGGCUGGCUGAGCUUGGACAAGUCUGUGUUCCAGCUGGUGGCCCAGACGGUCGGGGCAAGCAUGUGGCGAGAAGCAGCCCCGGAGCCAGACCCCCCCCAGCCAGAGCCACCUGAAGUGACCCCCGCAGUGCAGCCAGCCCGGGGGCUGUCUCCCCACCCUCCCUGUGAGGUGAAAGCUCUUUGCCAUCACAUUGCCACCGAGGCAGGACAGCUGAGUUUCAACAAGGGGGAUAUCCUGCAGGUCAUCACCAAGGUGGAUGGUGACUGGCUGCAGUGCAGCCUUGGCUCCGAUAAGGGACUGGUGCCCAUCAUGUACGUCACCCACCCGGAGGAUGAGGACUAUUGACAUGGCUGGGAGGCCAAGCACAGUACCGUGGGCUGCUGAGGCUGCUCUGGGGAAGCCCACCCUGCCAGAAGAACAGACACAGCUUCUUGCUAGUUUCUUACCUUUCUUGCCAUUACAGAAUACAGUAACCGUAGGUGGUUCCUUCUUGCUCCUCCUUGUGCAGCUGCCAAAGGCCAGCUCGGCCCCCGGCGUUUUCUGCGAGCUGCACCUCGUAUUGCCAGGCAUCGCCGUGCAUGCAGCCACACUGGGGACCGCCUGAGCCCCCUCCACCCCACACCAUCUCCAGCACCCUUAGACCAUGGACUCGUACACAGCAGGAACCGAAGCAGACCCUGGCAGGGCAGCACUG